AUGUACACGGAUGAGUUUCCACAGCAACAAAACGUCCUCGAAAAGGCGGGGCACCUCGAGAACAAGGCCGCAUGGCACCAAGAAAAACGUCUGAUGCAUGACUCGUGCUUCUCAUCUGAAGAAGUUUGGGCUGCCGGAGAGUUUUGUGUGCCGGCUCCCGCCUAUUCUUAUGGUACGACAAAGUCUUCCUUGGAUUGGCUGGCGGGGGAGCACCAAGGCCUUGUGCUGGACGCGAGUCAAGCUGCUGUUAGAGGCGACACACGGCGACAUGAACGCAGUAAAGCUUUACCUCCACUACUGGGCAACCCACCGCAGUGCCUCAUGUCGUCUUCUAUUCAGUCUGAGGUGCUCAUAGAGCAUUCUGCAGAGCAUGGACAAAGUUCCCGCGAGGCAACAAGGGCAGAAGAUGCAGUGCUAGAAGAAGAAAUGGUUGUGAGGGUAAUGCAGGUGGCUUCGGACGGGAGAGGGGUCUCGCUUGAUGCCUCGGAAAGCAACAUCGAUGACGAUCGACAAGAACAGUCUGCCCCAUCAUUAUCAUCAUUGAUGAUUCUAUCGGCAAAAUUAGGGGGUGAAAGUUUGUCUCGGAGAAGCGAUUAUCUCAGCGACAACACUGUGGACAGCUCUAUCGUUUUGGACAUCGAGGGCGAGUUCCUGCCCCUUGACAAUGAAAUCUCCAUACCGCUUUCUUCCACAACAACAAAGAUAUCGCCGCCACCGCCAUCACAAUCACAGGAGGAGAAUAACCACGCAUCGCACAGAAUGACGGACUUCGCUGAUGGGAUCCGCAUGUUGAACGCCGACAUUGCCCUGCAGCUGCCGCCAAUUGUGAGUUUCCCUCGCGCGGAAAAAGAGGCCUCCUUUUCUGUCACAGAGCUCGGGGAUCUUGAGGAAAAGCAACCACUUACGGCGUCUCAUGCUGAGAAGAUGGGGGGCCGAAACGGGAAGACACCAAUGCCAUCACCAUUACCGUCGCCGUUACGGCCCCAAGAGGAAAAGCAGUUCCGCAGUGAACAUGCUACGGCCCCAGUGGCGCAUGCUGUUGUAGCAUCGCUUCAGCCUUUGCUGGCGGCUGAGAGGAAACUAUCCUCACAGCAGCCUCGAUAUUUUGAUCAUUACGUGCGUCAGGCUCAGGCGAAGCGGACAAAGCGGGCUGAGGAGAAACGUCAACAGCGGCUCAAGGAGGCGGAGGAAAGGAGGCACACCCCGCAGCUCUCCCUGCUCGCGGAGCGGCGCGGCUUACGUUCUAUGGGUGAGUACAUCGAGGACUCCCGGGUGUGGGAGCAGCGGCGUGCCGACCACGUGAAUUCCGUUGCGGCGCAACUUGAGGUUGCCGAAGAGGAAGAGCGUUGUGCUGCGGUGAUAGCCAACGCGACAUCAGAGCGCAUUGUGAAGGAAAUGGAGGAACGAAAGACACGUGCCGGGGUGGUGGAAGGUGCGAUGCAACACCCGGCAGCCCGCCAGUUUUUGCUGAAACGACUGCAGGAAAAGUAUACCUCGAGCUUUAAGCCGAUCACCACGCCUACGGCGGAGCGACAAAUGACAGCUGAAAGUCAAGCACACCAAGAAGGUGGGAAUAAUUUAUUGGUGAAGGAAUUGUUUAGCCGUUUUAUGUGUUACCGCGAAGAAAGCGAGAAGAGGCGGGAACGACUUCUACAACGUGAGGCGGAGCAGCAGGUGGCACCACCGAAAAAGAGACGUACCAUGACGCAUGUCAAGGAAUACGCGCGUUCAAUGUGGGAACAAGACGAAAAGAGGCAUGACAAAUUGAGGCGACAGGCAGAGAGGGAGCGGGAGGAGGAGGAGGAGCGUAUGCGGGCCAUGCAGCCGCAGGUAAUUUGGCGGCCCUCCAAGCUUGUGGAGCGUUUCCGCCAACGGCAACGCCAACGCGCUGCUGCCACAACGACGUCAACGCCCACCUCCGUUCCGCAUGUGGCGGCCUUCCGUAUAGGUGAAGUGCACCAGCAACCGCAGAGGGCAGCAAGCGGCAAAAUGGGAAGCCCGCCACCAAAGCGACCGACGCCUCCGACAAGCCGCAAGUUGGCGUUUUCCUCCUCAAACUCUCACAGCGAUCAUCAGAAGCCGGUGACACUUGAUCCCAGAGAGACGGUGACGUCUGUCGGCUCACUGGAUUUUGAGGAACGUAACGUGUGGCUCCUACAAAUGCGACAACGACGUGUAGAGUCUCGGCGACGCGAGGUGAAGAAGAAACUCACUGAAACCUGCACCUUUAAGCCACAGGUGAAUCCGGUGUCGCGGAGGAUGGUGGCGUCGUAUUAUCGACAUCAAUGGCGACCGCACGCCUUUCAGCAGACGCCGUUAAGUCGUUUCGGGAGCAAACAGUGGCCCUCCUCCGCUGCUACCACGAGGACCGGCACCAGAAAAGACGUUGACGGGGACUUUGCAACAGCCCGCGGCACACGCGUGGCAAAGGAUGUAGACGAACGUGUCGAGAACAUUUUGCUCCCCCCCGGUGUUGAGGACGAGGAUCGGGGGACGAACGAUGACGAUGAAGACAACUUGGCGGUGCACAUUGAAGUCCUUGAGGCGUUGCUGGCACAAUGGAAGCAGCUGGAGGCGGAGUAUCGUGUUUAA
Trypanosoma rangeli is the source of this 2592-nucleotide messenger RNA. RefSeq lists its product as uncharacterized. The record is from RefSeq and is a predicted model, not a curated record. NCBI's taxonomy places the organism in Eukaryota, Euglenozoa, Kinetoplastea, Trypanosomatida, Trypanosomatidae. The transcript has a single exon. The coding region runs from base 1 to 2592 and encodes 863 amino acids.